UUCCCCUAGCUGCUCCAGCCUUCAAGAAAGAAUGUCGCAGUUGACGUCAGCCGAGCCCGGUGAUGGGAGGUUCGCAGUAUCAGGGCUGGUCUGGCUACUUUGGGAGUUGAGGGAAUUGGAUCGAAGGCUCUGGGCCAGGCCCGGCCUAGAAGGCCGCCAUGCCUCAUUCCCGACGGGUCAGUCACCUCCUGGACCUAUGCAUUUGGUGCUUGAUGAAGAAUAUUUCCCGAUAUGUCACAGACAUUAAACUUUUGCCUCCCAAUAUAAAAGAUAAGAUGAUUAAAAUUAUGAGUUUUCAAGGGCGAAUAACAGAUUCCAAUAUUAGUGAGAUUUUGCACCCUGAAGUGGAGUUUCUAGAUCUCCGAAGCUGUGAUAUUUCAGAUAUUGCAUUAUUACAACUUUGUAACUGCAGGAAACUGAAGAAAUUAAAUUUAAAUUCCUCAAAAGAAAACAGGAUUUCUGUAACUUCAGAAGGAAUAAAAGCAGUUGCCUCAUCUUGUUCAUUCCUUUCUGAAGCCUCUUUGAAAAGAUGCUGCAAUCUCACAGAUGAAGGUGUCCUUGCUCUUGCCUUCAAUUGUCGCUUACUGAAGGUAGUUGACUUAGGUGGUUGCUCAAGUAUUACUGAUGUGUCCCUACAAGCCCUUGGAGAGAAUUGUUCAUUUUUACAGAGUAUUGACUUUUCUGCUACUCAGGUAACUGACAGUGGUGUGGUUUCACUUGUUAGUGGACUAUGUGCUAAGAAAUUAGAGGAGAUUCACAUGGGGCAUUGUGUAAAUCUGACUGAUGGUGCCGUUGAAGCUAUUCUUACUUGCUGCCCUCAGAUACAUAUUUUACUCUUUCAUGAAUGCCCUUUAAUAACAGAUCAUUCCAGAGAAGUCCUGGAGCGGUUAGUGGGCCCGAACAAAAUCAAACAAGUAACAUGGACUGUUUAUUGAUGCUUAUUAAAAUUACAAUGAUUUUGCCACUUUUUUCUGGAAAUGACUUUGGAGAUUGACUUUCCAUUUUUAUUCCAAGCAUGCCAUAUUGAUUUAUUGGGGUUUUUAAACUAUCGGUCGCAAAAUGACUAGUUAUAUCUGUGGACAUGCUAAAAUUUUGCUUUGAUAGUAAAACUAAACUUUUCCAAAAUGCAAACAAUACUGUUGCCAUUUAUUUUUCUUUAAGGAGUCACUACUUUUUAAAAGGUAUUACUGUUGUGACUAUGACCUUUCUCAUUCUUUGGGUUUUUAUAUUUCUUUACACAGUAAAACCCCAUGUGAAAUAUGUACAGGUUAAAAAUGAUCAAUUUUUCCUGCUGCUUCUCUUUCAUUCCUAAAUAAUUGAUGAAUGACCAUUAGGAAAAUAAAGUAAUUUAAUUAAAUCUCUUCUUAUUCCCACUUUUUUAAUGGUUAAGGGCCCAUCUGCCAAAUAGCAAAUCUGAUCACAAACUCUGAAUUGGUCCUUUAGCCAAACAGAAAACAAACAUUUUAGUAAUAGGAAAUUUAACCUAUCAUUCAGCAAUUUGGUUCUAUCACCAUCCUAUGAUUUGAUUUAUUCAGUUUUUCUUGGCUUUCUUCCUCAAAUAUUUGCAGUUUAUUUUCUUAGAACUGAUGAAGAUGUUAAAAAAAAAAAUUGGGGAUACUUGAAAGAAAAUCAUUAUGAUUAGAUUCAGAAAGACUGAAUGAAGUAAUGCCACAAAGAUUUCUGGUCUGCUUCAUGUUUAGUAGAAAGCAGAAAAUACCCUGUUGUUUGUUUUGUCUAGAUAUUUUAGAUAUUUUAGACCCUUAUUUGGAAAGAAUUAAGGUAGAGCUUUGUAAGCUUUGUAAGAAUAUUUUAGGAAAAAAUUGAUGCUGCUAUUUGUAACAUUUGAAGCAACUACCAGAGUACAGGAAGGUAAGCCUUCAUCAAAACUAAUGUCUGAGGAAAUGCAGGAACAGUGGUGAUUGACUUUCCAUGACCUACUUAAUCCUUUAGGAAUUUGAGCACUACUCAAUAGAUGAACUGCUAUUUUGAUUCCUAAAUAUAAUUUACCAAAAACAAUCAACUAGGAAGGAAAAAGCCACCAUGAGUUAGGAGGAAAUUUGAACUUUAGGGUUGAUUUGUUUUUCAGUAUCAUCAAUGCCACAAUUUAAGUUUCUAAAAUUAUGAUUCAUGAUGACCUUUUUUUUACCUCCAUAAAUAUAGAUGAGAAGUGAAGUCACUAAACUAAGCUACUGAGAGGAAGGUGAACCGAAUUUACUAUAUUUUAACUACAGAACUAAAAUUUAAAAAGUUUGAAGGGUGAUUUCCUGUUACUUCAAAAUUUAUUUUUUACUUCUUCACAUUCAGAAAGGAACUUUUACUUUCCAGAGAAAAAGGAGCCAUGUGGUUAUAUACUGACAAUAUAUAGUUUCCAAAUAAAAUGUUAACCUUAUAUUUCUUUAAAUUGAAGUAAAUAGAUCAAAUGUCAUCACAAAUCUUUUUUUCAGUUAUUCAGGGAUUGAAAGGGCAUUAUGAACUACUAAUUUAUCCCAAUGACCUGAAAGUGGGACUCUUUUUAUUUGUACAUGUUUAGAUAAGCAUUUUUCCUUAAGGAGGAAACUUUAUGGAAUUCUCUUCUUUAAACAUAAAACUUCUGUACUAUGUCAAGCUCUUUCCUGUUUCAUUUAAGCAUAAAAUAUAAAAGAUUGGGGGUGAAGGGAAGGGUGAGUAGAGAGAAUUGCAAUAUAUGGUACAAAGUUGUUAUAAAUGUUUUGAUUGAAGAAAUUUGUAUUCAGCAUUAUUUUUAUUUUAUAUAGUCACCACUGGUUACUUUACAAAUCAUAUUAGUUGACAUUGUUAUUACAAAAAUAAUGUCUUUGUACAAAUGUUUAAAAUGGUUAGGGUUGGGUUUUUUCUUGAGCUUGAUAUUGUUCUGAAAGUUAAAACAAUAAAAUUAAAUGCCAAAUAUACAGCAAA
Molecule: messenger RNA, 2913 nt
Organism: Antechinus flavipes (yellow-footed antechinus)
Lineage: Eukaryota; Metazoa; Chordata; Mammalia; Dasyuromorphia; Dasyuridae
Gene: AMN1
Product: antagonist of mitotic exit network 1 homolog
Exons: 7
Coding region: 159-935 (258 amino acids)
Biological process (GO): SCF-dependent proteasomal ubiquitin-dependent protein catabolic process
Cellular component (GO): SCF ubiquitin ligase complex
Molecular function (GO): protein binding
Source: RefSeq, a predicted model, not a curated record